AUUCUACCAACUACCGUUGCCACAUCUUAAUGUUGACGUUUUGUUGAUUCGUAUAAAAUACACAGUUCUAAACACUAGUAAACGAAAGAAUUAUGGCACCCAAAACGUCGACAGCUACAAGUCGUCUGAAACAAGACUAUUUACGAAUAAAAAAAGAUCCAGUGCCAUAUGUAGUCGCUGAGCCAAAUCCGUCUAACAUAUUGGAAUGGUAUUAUGUAGUAAGUGGACCUGACGAUUCGCCGUACGCUGGUGGUCAUUAUUUGGGAAAGCUAGUUUUCCCAGAAGAUUUUCCAUUUAAGCCACCCAGCAUUUACAUGAUCACUACUAAUGGCAGGUUCAAAACAAACACUCGUCUGUGUUUGUCUAUAAGUGAUUACCAUCCAGACACAUGGAAUCCAGCAUGGAACGUAUCUACUGUACUCACUGGAUUGCUUAGCUUUAUGCUGGAAAAUCAAAGAACAGUGGGUAGUAUAGAUAUGACUGAUUAUGAGAGGCGGAUGUUGGCAGUUCGAAGCUUAGAGUCAAUUGUACGAGACGAACAUUUUUGUGAACUAUUUCCUGAACUUAACACGACAAUACAAAAAGAAAUUGAGAAACGAAAUUUGGCUAAAGCUAAAGAAGAGCAGUCAUCAAGUAUGGAUAGAUACCAUUCUGAAAACAAUUAUUUUCACCCUGUUGUUUACAAUAUUCUUAUGGUAGUCGCCUUUGCACUUUUCAUUUACUUGGUCAAAUUUGUUCUGUCUAACAUGAAAAUUGAGUGAAAUUUCCUACUCAUUCCCCUUAUUUAUAAAAAAUUAAAUUAAUUUUAAGUUUUAAAUAAAAUAUGAGUUUUAGUCA
Messenger RNA from Aphis gossypii (cotton aphid), 837 nucleotides. Its product is annotated as ubiquitin-conjugating enzyme E2 J2-like. The record is from RefSeq and is a predicted model, not a curated record. Lineage: Eukaryota; Metazoa; Arthropoda; Insecta; Hemiptera; Aphididae. The coding region runs from base 93 to 761 and encodes 222 amino acids. The transcript is spliced from 4 exons.